UACUGCUCCCUGGUUGGCUUGGAUAAUGAAGACCUAGACAUCUAGGCUGUUGGUAGACUAUCCCAGCGCUUUAGAACUCAGUCCAAGAUAUUAUGGUCCAUUCCACCUGCAGACAAAGAGACUACAACUUCCAGCAUGCCUAUCGAGCCAGUCGCUCCAGAGCCUGGGAAGAAGUGGGCCUAGGGUGGAGUCAAUGCAGUGAAGUCAUAAAGCCCGGGGGAGGAGGAGGGGAUGGUAGAAGGGAGGGGAAAGUAGUAGGAGGAAUAGGGGCGAGGGAAGGUAGUUGGUGCUGAUGCAGGAUGGCAGCGCCCGUUGGAACCUCUGCGAUCUGAGAGGAGCAGAGAGCCUGGGUCUCCUUUGGAGACGUCCCCUCCCUCAGUUGCAGUAGCCUCCCCAGGCCUGCAGUACCAGAGAGGGAGGGAGAAGAGACUGGGGGAAAAGAGACAAAUUUGAAGCUUGGCUCAGGUGUAAGGGCGAGAAAGGGUUGAAUGCUUUGGAUUUGUCCUGUUCCAUACCUCGGGAGCUGCCAAGCCUGAAGAGUUCGCAAUGACCUGCUAAAAAGUACGUGUGCUGGACCCCGUCGGGCCGCACUGGGACGUGGCUCAACUGCUGGCCGGGCAUUUCCCACCCCUUGAUCCAGUGGCCCUCCUGUCCCCCCAUUCCCACCCCACCCCACCCCAUCCCCCCAGCCAGCCCUUGCCCUCGCCCAUAGCCGGCUGAGAUGGCGGACCCCUCUGAAUGCAGUAUCAAAGUGAUGUGCCGGUUUCGGCCUCUGAAUGAAGCGGAGAUCCUCAGAGGCGACAAAUUCAUCCCCAAAUUUAAAGGAGAAGAGACGGUGGUCAUAGGGCAAGGCAAACCCUAUGUCUUUGACAGAGUAUUACCACCCAACACAAGCCAAGAACAGGUUUACAAUGCUUGUGCUAAGCAAAUCGUUAAAGAUGUACUGGAAGGUUACAAUGGGACUAUUUUUGCCUAUGGACAGACCUCUUCAGGAAAAACCCAUACUAUGGAGGGGAAACUGCAUGACCAUCAACUCAUGGGAAUCAUCCCAAGAAUUGCACAUGAUAUCUUUGAUCACAUUUACUCUAUGGAUGAAAACCUGGAGUUUCACAUUAAGGUUUCCUAUUUUGAGAUCUACUUGGACAAAAUAAGAGACUUACUUGAUGUAUCCAAGACAAACCUGGCUGUACAUGAAGAUAAAAACAGAGUCCCAUAUGUAAAGGGGUGCACAGAACGAUUUGUCUCAAGCCCUGAAGAAGUCAUGGAUGUCAUCGAUGAAGGAAAAGCCAAUCGCCAUGUGGCUGUGACGAACAUGAAUGAGCAUAGCUCUAGGAGUCACAGCAUCUUCCUGAUCAAUAUUAAACAGGAGAAUGUAGAGACUGAAAAAAAACUCAGUGGAAAGCUUUAUCUGGUUGACUUGGCCGGAAGUGAAAAGGUCAGCAAAACUGGAGCAGAGGGAGCAGUUCUUGAUGAAGCUAAAAAUAUCAAUAAGUCUUUGUCUGCUCUGGGCAACGUGAUCUCUGCCUUGGCAGAGGGAACAAAAACUCAUGUACCAUACCGAGAUAGUAAAAUGACUCGGAUCCUUCAGGACUCUCUUGGAGGGAAUUGCAGAACCACCAUCGUUAUUUGCUGUUCUCCUUCUAUUUUCAAUGAAGCUGAAACAAAGUCCACACUUAUGUUUGGACAAAGAGCUAAGACCAUCAAGAAUACAGUCUCUGUGAACCUAGAACUAACUGCUGAAGAAUGGAAGAAGAAAUAUGAGAAAGAAAAAGACAAAAACAAGAGCUUGAAGAAUGUUAUCCAGCAUCUGGAAAUGGAACUGAACAGAUGGAGAAAUGGGGAAGCUGUACCUGAAGAUGAACAGAUCAGUGGUAAGGACCAGAAGAAUCUGGAGCCCUGUGACAAUACACCCAUCAUAGAUAACAUGACACCUGUUGUCUCUAGCAUCUCAACAGAGGAAAAACAGAAGUAUGAUGAGGAGAUAACCUGCUUGUACAGACAAUUGGAUGAUAAGGAUGAUGAAAUUAAUCAACAGAGCCAGCUGGCCGAAAAAUUAAAGCAACAGAUGUUGGAUCAGGAUGAGCUUUUAGCUUCCACAAGAAGAGACUAUGAGAAGAUCCAGGAGGAGCUAACUCGUCUCCAGAUAGAGAAUGAGGCUGCCAAGGAUGAGGUGAAAGAGGUUCUUCAGGCUCUGGAGGAGCUAGCUGUCAAUUAUGACCAGAAGUCUCAGGAAGUGGAGGACAAGACCCGAGCCAACGAGCAGUUGACCGAUGAACUUGCCCAGAAAAUGACCACAUUGACAGCUACACAGAGAGAGCUGAAUCAGUUGCAGGAGCUGAGUAACCACCAGAAAAAACGAGCCACAGAGAUCCUGAAUUUGCUGCUGAAGGAUUUGGGGGAGAUUGGUGGAAUCAUUGGUACCAACGAUGUGAAGACAUUAGCAGAUGUGAAUGGAGUGAUUGAAGAGGAGUUUACCAUGGCCCGGUUGUACAUCAGUAAAAUGAAGUCUGAGGUGAAAUCUCUAGUGAACCGAAGUAAACAGCUGGAAAGUGCACAAAUUGAUUCCAACCGGAAGAUGAAUGCCAGCGAGCGGGAGCUUGCAGCCUGCCAGCUGCUAAUCUCACAGCAUGAAGCAAAAAUCAAGUCUCUGACCGAUUACAUGCAAAAUAUGGAGCAAAAGAGGAGACAGUUGGAAGAGUCCCAGGAUUCACUCAGUGAAGAGCUGGCUAAACUCCGUGCCCAAGAAAAAAUGCAUGAAGUCAGCUUCCAGGAUAAAGAAAAGGAACACUUGACCCGGCUGCAAGAUGCUGAGGAAAUGAAGAAAGCAUUGGAGCAACAGAUGGAGAGCCACAGGGAAGCCCACCAGAAGCAGCUGUCCAGGCUUCGAGAUGAGAUUGAAGAGAAGCAGAAAAUCAUUGAUGAGAUUCGAGAUUUGAAUCAGAAGCUUCAGCUGGAACAAGAGAAACUGAGUUGUGAUUAUGAUAAACUGAAAAUAGAGGACCAGGAGAGAGAGAUGAAAUUGGAAAAACUAAUAUUACUCAAUGAUAAAAGGGAACAAGCAAGAGAAGACCUUAAAGGAUUAGAAGAAACUGUGUCUAGAGAACUUCAGACUCUUCACAACCUUCGUAAGCUCUUUGUCCAGGAUCUCACCACCAGAGUUAAAAAAAGCGUUGAAUUGGACAGUGAUGAUGGAGGAGGAAGUGCUGCCCAGAAGCAGAAAAUUUCCUUUCUUGAAAACAACUUGGAACAACUUACUAAGGUUCAUAAACAGCUGGUUCGUGAUAAUGCAGAUCUGCGCUGUGAGCUUCCUAAGCUGGAGAAAAGACUUCGGGCUACGGCGGAGAGAGUCAAGGCACUGGAGAGUGCAUUGAAGGAAGCCAAGGAGAACGCCAUGCGUGAUCGCAAGCGGUACCAACAGGAGGUUGAUCGCAUAAAAGAGGCUGUAAGAGCUAAGAACAUGGCAAGGAGGGCACAUUCUGCCCAGAUUGCCAAGCCAAUCCGUCCAGGCCAUUACCCUGCAUCCUCUCCAACAGCUGUACAUGCCAUCCGAGGAGGAGGGUCAUCAAACUCUGCCUACUACCAGAAAUAAACAAAAAAUGCGACUCCACUUAGCAUGUCAAAGACUGCAUUUCUUCACCAAUUCCUUUUUUUCUCCUACAUGAUCUCCAUUUUAUUUUAUACACGCUUACUCCAGCCAUCUGCGGUACAUCAAUUUCAGGUAUUUUGAACUGUGUAGAAUCUCCACGUGUACAGAAGUGUGUUUGGACUCACCCUUCCCUCAGAAACCUGAACAAUGUAUUUACCAUCUCCAUCUAGACGACAGCAGAAGGUUCACCACUUAGAAUCUCUACCACUGACUCUUGGCGCUGGCUACUUUAUUUAUGGGCUUCUUCACUGGCACCAAGCCUUUCAGCAGUCCACUCAUGCCUGUAAAUCCCACUUCUCUGUAUCUGCAAUAGCCAACCGCCAAAUAAGGCAGGUGACUGUGUUCCAUCAUGACUGUCUGGUUUCCUGUAUAAUAAACAUAUUACUUUAUAUUUUUAGGGGAUGAAAAAAUGUGCUGCUAUAUGGUUUAAAAUUUUAAUCCUGAACACUUUUCAGAAAUGAAUUUCCCCAAAGAGGCAUUUUUAAUAUCCUGGUGAAAUCUUUGGAUCUGUAUAAUAAACCCUUUAAUAUGGUACUUGUUAAAAGAUGAAACCAAUUUAUUCAAAAUCCAGAAAAAAAAAGCCAUCUGUUAGUAGAGAUGUAGAUUUUGGUCACACAAACACAUUUAUGUAAAUGGAAGGUCAUAGCAUUCAUGUCUGAUCUGCUUGCAAUUGAAUCUGAAGUGAUUGGCCCCUAUUGUGAUGGCCAGCCUGGUUCACCUUUCACUCCAUUAGAAGUAUUUAAAAUGCUAUAAAAUCUGACCGGUGGAAAUGGAGAAUUUUGUCUCCUAGCCUUUCCCUAUGCUCGAAUCUACUAGAAAGUAGAAUUAAAAGAUACCCACUUUCUUUUAAGGAAGAUUUGAGGAGAUAAUCUUGAAUAAAUCCAGGAAUGUCCCAGCUGUUGGAAAAGGAAAUUUAGAGGCUGAAAAUUUUUCUACCUGACAGUAAAUAUGUAGUUCUGUAUAGGAAUUCUGUUGUUUUAAUUCAUUUAGUCCAUGAUUCUUUUUGUUGGUAUUCUUUUUUGGCACCAGAUAGAUAUGACAGCCCCAUCUUAAUGGUGAAAAGUGGAAGAAAUUGGGAUAAAUGGGAUUUAGAACAGGCAAAGUUAAUAAGUACUUGAAUACCACCUUGGCUUCAGACUCAUAAAUCCUUAAUUUCAGACGUGCAGAUUAAGAUGUGACUUGUCCAAGCAGUCAAAGUUUCAUUAAUCUGUUCUGCUCUCCCUGCCACCCCCUGCAGACACACAUAUUAAUCUUGCUUGCUGCAAUUUUCUGUGACAACUCUGCUAUUUAAACCAACAAUUAGUUGCUGAAUUUUGUAGGUGAUCUAUUUGGGGACAUUUCUGUGCCAGGCAAUGAUGGCUCAGGAUGGACUUGGAACAAAGUAUCAUGCCUAUGUUAUCAGGCACAAGCUUUGUGAAUCAGUGAAUCCGAAUAUGGGUACCAGUAGGCUGAAGGUGAUGCCCACAAUGCUGUUGUGUGUAGGCAAGUGGCUAAGAAUAGCUAAAUAUGCAUUUCUACAUAGUCUACCUGUAGGUACAUGUGCUUACCCAUCUAAAAACCAAGCUGAAGGAUUGUUGAUUGGCUUCCAACCUUGGAUUUCCAACAAACAAACAACUAUUUAGCCCUCCAUCUAACCUAGCUUUUUUUUCCUUAAAAGAUUGUCGAGACUAGUAACUUUUCUAGCAGAACAUCCUUGACUUAUUUAUUGGUUAAAUGUUGCACUGGUUUGUUUGACAUUUUUUUUUUGGAUGGGGAUGAGGGGAGUGAGAGGAAAGAGUGAGUGGGAGCUAGGUAGUUCUAUUAUUUAUUUAAUAUAAUGUAUCAUUUUGCAUUGGUUCAUGUUUUCCCCAUUCUGUUCUUGAAGGUAUGCACUGCCAGAAAAAGAAGCUGUCAGACUGACAUUUUCAGUCUGCUAAAAAGCCAACCUAGGGUAAACUAGGCUGCCUUAUCAGUUAGUUACACACAGCUGAAAUGUGUAUUAUCAAUAAGGUAGUACCAGAUUACCUCUGAUCUCCCUCCCCCCCAAGAAAAAACAAAAACCAAACCUUCAGUCCUGGAGAGGGAAUGCCAAUGAAUGAAUUGCCAUAAUAUCAUUGUACAUGACGUGUUGUAUUAUUUUUGUACAUUCAUUUUGAGUAAAUGAGCAGAGGUCAGGAAUUCAGGGUCUCGUUUGUUUCUUAGUAUACAUUAUAAAUCCAUUUUUUAAUUUGAAAAAAAGGCAGGCCUAGGGAAGUGAUUAAUCCAUUUCCAUUUAAUAAGAUAUUUCUUUUUAUUAAUGCAAAUUGAUGCCAUGGUUGCUUUUGAUAAAGGGACACACAAAGUUGUUCUAUUCACAAGAAAAGUUGGUUUUGACAUCUCUUAAAGAUAAUUCUGCUAGCUGCUGAUCAGCCAGUCAGUUCAUCUAGCUUACAUUUUUAUGGGACCUCCAAACUAACUUUUACAUUGUGACAAUAAGAUAACUUUGUGCUUCUGGAAUGCUUAAAGGGGGGCAAUUUAAUUAUAUAUUUAAACCUAGGCCCUAUAUGUUAAAUUUAAAUGUAUGUAAUAAUUCACUUUUCUUAGUAGCAAAUGCUCUGCAAGUUUGGUUUCCUUCUUUUUGAAGGAAGCAUCUUAAUUUUAAAUUUCAGAGUUUGCUUGAAUUUUUUGGUAUUUUGCUGCUUUAAAUUUGUACCCAAAUAUAAAACACCUCUCUGCUCUUUGAAUCUUACUUUUACAUUUUGAGGUUUUAUAGCAUUUCAUGUUACCUCCUCUUCUUUUCUCCAAAUAAUUUUGUAAUUCGUACCAUUUCUGGAAAGUUCUUUGGUGUUGUAAGGGGAUAGCCAGGUCGUUUAAAUAAAUAUAUCUACUUUCCAAUGAAAAACUGUAAACACAGGAUAAGAAAAGUGUAGUUAUAGACUUCAAGAUUCAUGGUUGGGGGGAAAAAUCUUGCUAAUGCCAAAUGUGUUUAGCUGCUCAGUCACUGAAGAAUUCUGUACAAAUGUAUUUCUUCAAAUUACUAUUUAUUGUUUUAGUUUGUCGAAUGAAGGAAUGUUUAGUAGCCUAAGAAAAAAGGACAAUGAAAGCUUUCUAAAGGUAAAUAUAUACUAAAUUGGGUAUGUGGGGUGUGUGUGUGUGUGUGUGUGUGUGUGUGUGUGUGUGUGUGUGUGUUUUGAGGGGGAUCCAUUAGAAUUCAUGGAAAUUGGGGGGGGGGAACAAGUGAAGAGAUGAAGUCUACCUAGAAUAGAUUCAAAUGACCAUUGGGCUUUCCUCUCUUUAAAACCUAAAGAUCACUGAAUGUAGUCUCUAUUCAAGGAUAGGAUACAAAAGGAUAGUAUGGAGAUGAGGGUAUAAGUCUUCUUUCCUACUGUAAGAAAAGUGAGAACAAAUGAAAACUCAGAUUGCCAUCUUUGGAUUCUAGUUGUGUGAAGAGAAUAGUAGCUAUUCAAGAUUCUACGUUCAUAGCAUUUGGGAAAACUAUUUCAUAGAUGGGGAGGAAAACAAGGAUUACCUUUUAUAUUCUUAAUCUGGGUAUUUCAAUCAUCCUACAAGAGUCUUCUUAAUCUCCAAUUACUCGAUGUAAUGUUAACAAUUUGAAUUUUUAAAAUGUUUUGGAGAGGGGCCAGUUCAUAUGCCACACUCUGUGAAGUUUCUCUCUGACUCAUUAAAAAAUUGUGUAUCAAUUUUAAAUACUUUCCAAUGUGAGCAGAUAUAGGGGAAAAUGUGGCAUUCUGUAGAAUUAUACAUGUCUAGUUUGUAAAGUGUGUAAUGUGUACUGCAGAUGUGUAUUCUCUGGGCUCUAUGUAUCUGUACAAUAGGUUUCAUUUUAGGAAAAAAAACUGUGGACAGACUUUUUUUGGUGGUACAAGGGGGAAAAUGAUCAUUUGCAUCAAGUAAUGAUGCUCUAAUGUAUUAAACCUAACAAAAGAUCAGAAAAUAACCCUUCCCUGCCCCAUGGAUGAGUUUUGUUUAUCUUUUAGGUCCUAAGAUGCUAUUCAAGAUGUAUGGAUACACUGGCAGACUGCAUGAUGUAUAAUUUGAAAAAUGUUAAAAGUGGAAAAUAAAAUUGAAUUAAACUUUA
Monodelphis domestica (gray short-tailed opossum) is the source of this 7703-nucleotide messenger RNA. It is a transcript of the gene KIF5C, whose product is annotated as kinesin family member 5C. Gene Ontology annotation, molecular function: microtubule binding; microtubule motor activity; ATP binding. The record is from RefSeq and is a predicted model, not a curated record. Lineage: Eukaryota; Metazoa; Chordata; Mammalia; Didelphimorphia; Didelphidae. Gene Ontology annotation, biological process: microtubule-based movement.